AUGUCCCCUCGAUUACGCUCGAAACUAACGAUCCUUUUGAAGAUGGAUUUGCAGGAGCUGUUGACUGUGCAGUCUGAUGUGACGCGACUAAUUGAGAAACAAGUUGAUUUGCUUCAGAGACGCGUCAAUGACGAAGGUGCUAUGGAGCAAUGGAAAUUGCUGGGCCUUCUACCACAGACUGAUGAGGAUACUGUGAAUAACUCUCAACAUGGAGCUAAGGCUACAAUUGGCGAUGAUAGUGUUAACGAUUUAAAACAUCCUCUUGAGGGAAACGAAGACAGUGAAGAGUUUAUACUGACACAAUUCGAUACUGUAUCAAGCAAUCAUGCCGUUGAUGAGAAUUCAAACAGAGUACCGUUAAGGUCUUCAUCUCUGAAUGUAACGCCCAGAACUUCUCCAUUAAAGAAGAAUCAAAUUAAUUCUUCCAAGAAAACAAAAUCAAUACAUCAUUCUCACUUCAGGUCCUCCACGAGAGGAAUACUUUCUCCUGGUAAGAUUGGGAAACGUGUACCUAUUAAAGAAGAGAAUUCUUCUGACAAUAUCUUCUCAAGAGAGGAAAAUAGCAAUGACGAAGAAGUUGCGGAAAGCAUUGGCGAUAUCGAUAUCGAUGAUGAAUUGGCCAUUGAUCAUAAGUUUAAUAUCCCAAAUGAACCAGAAAUUAGUCGAAAAAGAAAACAUAAAUUUAGUACUAGCAGUAAGCAGGAAACAACUCCAUCAUUUUUAACAUAUGACAAAAAAAAGAUUCAACGAAUACCAUCAAUAGACUUUAAUAUCAAUCCAUUAUCUGAAAAACCAUGGAUAUUAGAAGACUUCCUCCCGAAUGAGGAUAAAACUAGCGUAAGGAGAGGCCGCCUUAAACUAGAGAAAUUUUAUGAACAAGUAGGUAAGCCAAUGGGGCUUGCAAAUAAUGAGCUUAAUGUACUAGAUGGCUACUAUGAAAAUAAAAAUUCUGUUGAUGAUCCAGAGUUGGCAUUCGAUAAUAUGCGACAAAGAUCAAAAUCUCCUCCAGGUUUUGGAAGAUUAGAUUUCCCAAGUACACAAGAAAGGAAUGAAGAUAAAAAGAAAUCUCAAGAAAUUAUCAAAAGAAAGACAAAAUAUCGAUUUUUAAUGGCAACUCGAAACAACAUUCCGGCUCAGGAAAGAGGCUUUCUUUUCAAGAAAGAUGAACUAAAUAGAAUUAUAGACAACGGGAACUUCACUUGGAGUGAUGCAGACUUGAAGAUUUAUGAAAGGAAACGCUGA
This is a messenger RNA of Naumovozyma castellii, 1242 nucleotides long. It is a transcript of the gene SAE2, whose product is annotated as ssDNA endodeoxyribonuclease SAE2. The transcript has a single exon. Bases 1 to 1242 code for a protein of 413 amino acids. The record is from RefSeq and is a predicted model, not a curated record. Lineage: Eukaryota; Fungi; Ascomycota; Saccharomycetes; Saccharomycetales; Saccharomycetaceae.